Molecule: messenger RNA, 1112 nt
Organism: Solanum dulcamara
Lineage: Eukaryota; Viridiplantae; Streptophyta; Magnoliopsida; Solanales; Solanaceae
Product: protein S40-6-like
Exons: 2
Coding region: 250-675 (141 amino acids)
Source: RefSeq, a predicted model, not a curated record
UAGAAUUUGGUAUUCAAUUCAGUGUACCAUUUUUCAGGAAAAAAGAAAAAAAGUCUCCUCUGUUUGGCCAAAAGUGAAAGAAGGUUCUUAUUAUUGAUGAUUACCAAGAAAACCCAACUAGGCCUAUAAAUAUUUGGGAAAAUUUGCUAGUUGGUUCUUUGUACUCAAAGAGUGAUUGAAGUUAUAUACAUUGUCUGUGAAAAUAAUUUUUAUAUUAUCAGGGCAAUAGAAAAAACCAGAGGAAAAAACAUGGAAUUUAAUGGAGAUUUUCAAGAAGAAGACAUAUGGAGUCAUCAUGUUGUGAAGAAGAAAUUAGCAAGUGCUCCAAAGAUGAUCCCAACAGCUAAAAGUACUACAAUAAGCAACAAUGAGUCCGAAGUGCCAAAACAAUCAUCAGCUCCUAUUAACAUUCCUGAUUUGUCCAAAAUUUAUAACAAGAAAUCAUCAAGUAGAUUCUUGAAAAAUGGUUAUGGAAGUGUUGAUGAUAAUGUUGUUGAAGAAGAUGAAGAUUGUGAUGAUGGAAUGUUACCACCACAUGAAUAUAUAGCUAAAAGUGUUGCUAGGAGACAAAUUGCUCCUUCUUCUAUGUGUGAAGGUGUUGGGAGGACACUUAAGGGAAGAGAUCUUAGUAAAGUGAGGAAUGCUAUUUUGACCAAGACUGGUUUUUUGGAAUAACAUCACUAUCAGUGUGAUAUAUAGUUUACAGGUUUGAGUCGUUGAAUCAACUGUUGAGCCUUGCAUUAAGGUAGAAUGCCUAUAUCAUACCUCCUUGAGUUGCAUCUCUUCACCGAACCCUACAUGAAAGAGAUGUAUUGUGCACCACUUUGUCCUUUUUAUAGUUUUUCUUAUUAGUAGAGCAAUAGGUUACCCCUAGUCGAGCUAGUAAAUUUCGAAUACUGAAUAGUUAAAUAUCUAAUGGUUCCAGUUUUAGUUUGUAUAUGCCAUAGUAGGCACAAAGAUUGAUGAAGACUGAUUAUUAUGAAAAUGUUGAUAAUAGUGUAGAAGAAGAUGAAGAUUGUGAUGAUUAUGGUGAUGGAAUUGUACCACCACAUGAAUGUAUAUAGCUAGAGGGUUGCAAGGAGUCAAAUUGUUCCUUUUUCUAUGUGUGAAGG